Molecule: messenger RNA, 1157 nt
Organism: Dermacentor silvarum
Lineage: Eukaryota; Metazoa; Arthropoda; Arachnida; Ixodida; Ixodidae
Product: disintegrin and metalloproteinase domain-containing protein 10-like
Exons: 7
Coding region: 54-1157 (367 amino acids)
Biological process (GO): membrane protein ectodomain proteolysis; Notch signaling pathway
Cellular component (GO): plasma membrane
Molecular function (GO): metalloendopeptidase activity
Source: RefSeq, a predicted model, not a curated record
UGCUGAACCGUUUCGUGCGCCACUACGAGCCCCUGUCGUACGAACCCGUCCCCAUGCACGGGCUGGGUCGUUGGAAGCGAUCGGCCGCCGCUCAUCGACACGACAGCAGCAGGCCACGCACGGUGCAGGUGGCCUUCAAGGCCCACGGAAGGCAAUUCCGGCUGCAGCUGACCCAGGAUCGGUCCACCUUCUCGGAGGACUUCUCCCUGGUGACGAGCCGAGGGCGUGUCCAGGCCAACCUCGACCACAUAUAUUCCGGACACGUCGCAGGCGCUCCCGGCAGCCGCGUGGUGGGCGCCAUGAUGGACGGCGUGUUCAGUGGACGCAUCUCGCUGACGCCGGGCGACGACGGCGGGGACUUCUACGUGGAGCGCGCCGGCCCUUACCUGUCCUCGACCUCCUCGCCCACGGCACUCUUCCACUCGCUCAUAUACGCCGCGAAGGACGUGAGCUUCGAUGGCGCCGGAUGCGGAGUGCACGGACACGCGCAGGGAAUCCUGGACGAUAUUCGACGACGCCAUUGGCGCGGAUCUGCCACACCGACCAAGACGAGACGAGCUGAACCGUCCAUGGCGUUUGCCGAAGCGUCCCCUUCUGUGGAGACCGCGGCGCCGCAGACGCACCGGACCAACGGCAGCGCCCUCGGUAACGCGCCACCCGACACCGAACCCCGGUGGUCCAACCGGAGGAUGGUCGUCGGUGCCGGAGAACUCCGGGCGGGCAUGCAGUGGGGCCUGCGCAGCGGCGUACAGAGGGUGUGCAACCUGGAUAUCGCAGUCGACCACACACUCUACGAGGUAGUGUCUUCGGAUCUACACGACGACGUGGCCAAGGUGCGCGCCGCCAUCACGGAGAUGGUGUUCACGCACGUAGCGUCAGCCUCGGAAAUCUUCGGGCGUACCAACUUCAACGGCAUCACGGACAUCUCGUUCAUCGUGCAACGCUUGCAGAUCAACGAUUCCAGCCACUGCGAAGGCUCGGAACGGCGCACGAACCCGUACUGCAGCGAUGUGCUGGACGCCACGCACACGCUGGCGCUGCUGUCCAAGACCAACCACAACAACUACUGCCUGUCGUACCUGUGGACGUACCGUGACUAUCCCGAAGGCACGCUGGGUCUCGCCUACGUCGCUGAGAUCAACGGCCUCAUUCUCUAA